Molecule: messenger RNA, 2835 nt
Organism: Trichosurus vulpecula (common brushtail)
Lineage: Eukaryota; Metazoa; Chordata; Mammalia; Diprotodontia; Phalangeridae
Gene: TMEM38B
Product: transmembrane protein 38B
Exons: 6
Coding region: 131-1027 (298 amino acids)
Biological process (GO): potassium ion transmembrane transport
Cellular component (GO): membrane
Molecular function (GO): identical protein binding; potassium channel activity
Source: RefSeq, a predicted model, not a curated record
GACGGUCCCGCGGGGUAUCGAGCGCAUGCGCGCAGUGCUUUACGAGGUGAGCUGAGGAGGGGGCUGGCGGAGGAGGAACGCCCCCAUUAGAGCGGAGCGACCCGCUGGGGCUGGAGCCCAGGCCCCGAAGAUGGGCGGGGAACCCUCCGCCGUCGCUAUGGAAUGUGGGUGGGAGCAGCUGACCCUCGCCUUCUCCCGGGUCUCCAUGUUCCCCUUCUUCGAUAUCGCCCACUACCUGGUGUCUGUGAUGACGCUGAGGCAGCAGCUCGGCGCUAUUGCGGUGGCAUGGCAGAGCCCUUUAAUAAGCUGGUUUAGCGCUAUGAUGCACUGCUUUGGAGGGGGAAUUUUGUCUGCUUUUCUGCUUGGAGAGGCUCCAAUAAAAUUCCUUGACAAUAACACUAAUGUCUUAUUGGCGUCUUCAGUCUGGUAUAUUGUAUUUUAUUGCCCAUAUGACAUAGUUUCCGAGUGCUAUCGUUUCCCGCCUGUUAAACUCUUGGCUGCAGGAAUGAAGGAAGUGACCAGAACUUGGAAAAUUGUAGGUGGAAUCACACAUGCUAGUAGCAAUUACACAGAUGCCUGGAUGGUGCUGGUAGCUGUUGGAUGGGCCCGAGGUGCUGGUGGUAAUGUAAUCGUAACGCUGGAGCAAUUUCUAAGAGGGACUUGGAAACCUGAAACUAGCAAAUUGCUGGAGAUAUCCUACCCUGUGAAGAUAACUCUGGUGGGAGCAGUUCUCUUCACAUUACAGCACACAGAGAAGCUGCCGAUUGAAAAACAUAAUCUUAUGUUCUGCUACACUUUUUUUAUCGUUGCCAUGAAGAUAAUCAUGAUGCUUACCGAGUGUGAGUCUUCUCCCCUCACUCCUUUUGAGAUUAUGCUGAGUCGAAUGCUCUUUGGCUUUUCGCAGAACGAUACGUCAGCCAUGCCGUGUAAUACUUUGAAACCGUCUUUCAAUGGCACAAGCACAAGCUCAAUACCCUGUCCAACCAGUAUUGAAAAUAAGAAGAAGCAUAAUAAGAAGACAGAAUAAAUUCACUUGGCAAGCUCUAGGUUGCCAAAAAUAUUUUCUUGUUCACCUCGCCAGUUGUGAUUAAUAUUUCUAUUGCAAAUGACGUGAAGUGAGGAUUAUAUGUAAGGAAUGCAGGUGACAAAAAGGAAGUACUGCCUUCUGCUUGGGAGGGAUACUACUAGUUGUGGCAUUGUGGCUACAAUUUAAAGGGGUGUUGUAGAUUGUGAUUUCUUGUAUCAUGUAAGAAUGUUUUUCUGAGUUAAAUGUGAAAGAUUCUAUUGUGAUCAUUUUUAAUAGUUUUAUAUUGAUGAAAUAAGGCUAGCAUUUUUACAAGUGGUAGGAAAAUAAGCCUAAAAGGUCCUUACAAAAUAACAAAAAAUAAAUGCUUUCAUUUUCCCUUAGCAUCUCUCAUGUACCAUUUUUAUUUGCAUAUGAAGUGUGCCUUCAGUUUGCACUGCUAAUUACCUUCUAUAAUUUAAAGGUGUGAAGUUUGUUAGUCAUUUAAUUUGAGCAAUGAAGGGAGAGAAUAAAACUUUACUAAGGUAUUUCACAUUAUGAGUCAGACUAUAUUACCAGUUUGUUUCAGAUGCAUUUUUCUAUCUCUUGUCCAUAAAAUGUAUCUAAAAUUUUAGAUAAUUAUAUUAUUGAGACUCGAUAUUAGUGAUGUGGAGUCUGUAGCUAAAAUCUACCUUUUCUUUUAAAAAAUUAUUUUUUUCUUCAAAAGUAAAUCAGGGGUUUAAUUUUUCAUUAAUUAUUAAUCUCAUAUUUUCCAUUCUAAGAAUUUGUCCCUCCUUUUUCAUAAAUUACAUUUGUACUACCUGUAGGAGAAAUCAUUAAUUGUUAUCAACAUUUCACAUAACUAAGGACAAAGGCUGAAGAAUUUAAUCUGAAUACAUUGUGGUAGUUGGCAUUUUAAAGGAAUUAUCCCAAUCCUUAAGUACAUCAUAUUUUAAAAAUAGCAAUAAAAAGUCCCUUUUAGGUAUCCUUUUCUGUUGUGGCCUUUUUGUUUUUAGCUAAAUAUUCCCUACUACCUGUUUCCAAAACCAGUUUUCAUGAGUCUAAUGUUUAUAAUACACAGAAUUUAAAUUAAAAUGAAUUGCCUCCGUGUGAAAAUGUAGCAUACCCGUUCUCUGAUGUCAGUUAUUUCUUUGAAUACCUCUUGAAUUUGGGGUUAUAACCAAAUACCCAAACAGAAACAAUAAAAACACAUGAUAAUCCAUUUGAACACAGAAUAAUGGCAUUAAAUCUAAUUCCUUUUUGGCAAAAAAAUUUUUUUAAAGUAAUGUUAGAUUUACAUGUUUUAUACUGCAGUUUCAAGUGCCAGUUAAUACUUUGAGGCUUAGUGAUAUGGUUUCAUCUCCUAAGACUAUGGGCUUAUUGCUAUCAGAGGAUUAACAAGUACUGGCAUUUUUCGAUGGCUCAGAAAUAUUAAAAUUCCAUCCAAGUAACUGGUUUGCAGAUAGCCAGAAUCUUUUAUUAUCAAGAUAUAACACUACAGGUACUAUACUUAAAGCACUUACAGAAGAACAACAUAGCUUUUUGUUAUAUAUGGAAUGGUAAGAAGUAUAUUUUUAGUAUUUUGAUUUUAAAAAGGCAUUGAGUAAAGUCCUGUAUAACAUUUGAUACUCUGAGUAUUUUAACAUUUCGUAAUAAUACAAGGGAUCUAAGUAUCAGGCUAAAUAACCUGGUCAUUUUUAUACCAAGCUAGUGUGUGACAAAGUGUUAAAAAUUAUUCUUGAAGUUUGCAAAAUUACUGUAGCUGAAACAGUGUGCUGUUUUAUGUUUGUGUUUUAUACAGACUUUUUAACAUUAAAGUAAUUUAUUCAUCA